Molecule: messenger RNA, 734 nt
Organism: Hordeum vulgare subsp. vulgare (domesticated barley)
Lineage: Eukaryota; Viridiplantae; Streptophyta; Magnoliopsida; Poales; Poaceae
Product: glycine-rich protein A3-like
Exons: 3
Coding region: 85-453 (122 amino acids)
Source: RefSeq, a predicted model, not a curated record
AAUUUCAAGUAAACCUUCCAGUUUGAUCAUCGCUAGCACCAUCUUUUUCAGAGUUCCGGCCGACAGUUAUCAAAGUGGGGAGGCAUGCAAGGUCCUGGUCAUCCUCCCCCGGCUCCAUUCUACCCCGGCGGAUACCCUCCUCCGCCGGGCUGGCCUGGUUACCCUAUGCCAAUUGUUCCGAUGCAAGGAUACGGAGCUCCACCUGGCGUUUAUCCUCAGCCCGGAGGCUACCCUCCAGCUGGGUAUCCACAACAACAUGGACAUGCGCCGCCCGCUGGUUAUGCCGUCCAUGAUAAAUCCAAGAAGAAGUCUUCAAAGAAAGGGAAAAAAGGUAAGGGUGGUGGCUUCGGCUCAUUCCUCGCCGGUGCCGCUAGCGGGGCAGUUGCGGUACUUGGAGCUGCAUUGGCUGAAGAAGAAGAAGAACAGUCUUCAGGCAAGUUCAAAUGGAAGUGACAAAGCAAGACAAUUGCCAUUACCAUUGUGUCCUUCAAUCGGUGGAGCAAAAAACUACUCCUACUUUUAAGAUAUGGGAAGAUCAUAACGUCGGUUAUUUCUCUCUUGUGGACUUGUAGUAGAAUAUAGUCUAACGCAGAUUUGUUCAACACAUAAGACACAUAUGCCAUGCUCAGAUCUAUUCAUCUAUAGAAGGACAGAAAGGCGGCUAAACAUGUGUUUUACAUGAAUGCUAUGUAUAAUUCUUCAAUGCUUUCUAGGAUGGAAAAUAUGUUUCCUGC